Molecule: messenger RNA, 330 nt
Organism: Zasmidium cellare ATCC 36951
Lineage: Eukaryota; Fungi; Ascomycota; Dothideomycetes; Mycosphaerellales; Mycosphaerellaceae
Exons: 4
Coding region: 1-330 (109 amino acids)
Source: RefSeq, a predicted model, not a curated record
AUGGGUUGCGGCGGCUCCAAACCCUCGCCUUACUAUCACUACCCCGACACUCCUUACUACCACGCCAAACCCACAUAUGGACGACCUCCUCCCCGAAAGUCGAGACACGCCCACGGCUACCGAUCAGGCUACUACACCAGCUCAGGGGCUGGGUUCUUUGGUGGAGGUGGAGGUUGUGGUGGAGGUGGAGGAGGUGGUGCUUCUGGAUGUGGAGGGGGCGGGGGAGGGGGCGGGGGAGCCACGAGCGACCGAAGCGGCCAAGACGCACUGUGCCGGGUUGGAGCCAUCGGGUUAGAACGCCUCUCCAGGGGCAGAGUAGAAGUACUGUGA